UUCAAAUGUGGCAGGUAUGAGCCUAUGCUCAUCCAGGAAAUUGUCACAGAUAUUUUGAAUAGAUUAUUUCAUAUAUCCUCAAGUGAUGCCAAGAACCUGGUUGGAAUAAAUUCUAGCUUACAAGAAAUGGAAUUGCUAUUAUGUCUUGAGUCUAGAGAAGUUCGAAUGGUAGGAAUUUGGGGUAUGGCAGGCAUAGGUAAAACAACUCUUGCCAAAGCUAUUUAUCAGCAUAUCUCUGGUCAUUUUGAAGCUUGCUCCUUUCUUGAAAAUGUAGGAGAUGAUUUGGAGAAACGAGGGUUCCUUGGAUUAGAGGAAAAAUUUCUUUCUCAACUAUUGGAGGAUAGAAAUCUAAACGUUAAAGGACUCAGUUCUAUAAAAGCGAGGCUUCAUUUCAAAAAGGUUCUCAUUGUCAUUGAUGAUGUGAACAGUUCAAAAAUAUUGGAAGUAUUAGUCGGAAAGCAUGAUUGGUUUGGUCAAGGAAGCCGAAUCAUUGUAACAACAAGAAAUAAGCACUUGCUAGUUAUGCAUGGAGUAGAUGAGGUAUAUGAGGUUAGGAAAUUAAAUAAUGAUAAUGCUCUUGAGCUCUUCAGUCAUUAUGCCUUCAAACAAGUCCAUCCCCAAGAAGAUUAUGUGGAGCUGUCCCAGCGUGUAAUGGUUUAUGCUCAAGGGCUUCCAUUGGCUCUUAAAGUUUUAGGUUCAUUUUUAUUUAGCAAGAGCAAGCAUGAAUGGGAAAGUGAACUGGCUAAACUAAGAAGAAUUCCUAAUAUGGAAAUUCAAGAUGUGCUACAAGUGAGUUUUUAUGGGUUGGAUGACAAAGAGAGGGAUAUAUUUCUAGACAUUGCAUGUUUUUUUAAAGGAGAGGACAAAGAUUAUGUUAUGAAAAUCCUAAAUGGUUGUGGUUUCUUCCCAGAUAUUGGAAUAAGAGUUCUCAUUGAGAAGUCCCUCAUUACUAUUUUAGACAAUAGGUUGAUGAUGCAUGAUUUGUUACAAGAAAUGGGUAGAGAAAUUGUUCGUCAAACAUCCCUUAAAGAACCUGGAAAACGCAGCAGGUUGUGGUUUCAUGAAGAUGUUUAUCAUGUAUUGACAAAAAAAACGGCAACUGAAGAAGUUGAAGCAAUGUUCCUUGACUUGUCUAAUUUAGAAGAAAUACUUUUUACUACUGAAGCAUUUGCACGAAUGAAUAGACUUAGAUUGCUCAAAGUCUAUAAAUCUCAAGAUCCCAGAGAUGAAGUAUGUACUUCACAAAAGGAAGAGUGCAAGGUUAUGUUUUCAAGGGAC
Molecule: messenger RNA, 1278 nt
Organism: Vitis riparia (riverbank grape)
Lineage: Eukaryota; Viridiplantae; Streptophyta; Magnoliopsida; Vitales; Vitaceae
Product: disease resistance protein RUN1-like
Exons: 2
Biological process (GO): defense response
Molecular function (GO): ADP binding; ATP hydrolysis activity
Source: RefSeq, a predicted model, not a curated record